This is a messenger RNA of Cynoglossus semilaevis (tongue sole), 8207 nucleotides long. It is a transcript of the gene klhl29, whose product is annotated as kelch like family member 29. Lineage: Eukaryota; Metazoa; Chordata; Actinopteri; Pleuronectiformes; Cynoglossidae. The transcript has 14 exons. Bases 4635 to 7277 code for a protein of 880 amino acids. The record is from RefSeq and is a predicted model, not a curated record. Gene Ontology annotation, molecular function: protein binding.
AAAUGCUGACAAAGGCGGGGAAAAAAACCUUGAGAAGGGCAUUUAUCUGAAUGGAGGGCGGACAAAUGUUCAGCUGUACAGACAGGAAAUUAUGGAGGCGGUCUUAGACGGAGGUCUGUUCUAAGCGGGAAAGUGCUGUUGCUAAUGAUAUGACCCCUGACCUCACUGCCGAGAGCCGUACGUUUGAUACUGUCUUUGCUGCUGAGAGCAAUCAGGUGAACUGAGAGGAGGCAGAGGGAAGCAACACGCGAGGUCAGGCUUUUCCAAAAGCUCCGUGUUACCAUUCAUGAGACGGCCUCUCAGCCUCUCAGCCUCUCAGCCUCUCAGCCUCUCAGCCUCUGCCUUAAUGACAAAAAUGGCUUCCCCUUUUGUUUCAUGCGCCACAUGCACAUUCAGCUGUUAUUAGCAGACCGUAGCACAGACUAACCUGAGUGCACAGAUCCGGUGCUCUCACGUCUACCUGUUAUAUUCCCGUCACACAAACAGUGAGCUAUUGUCUCUCGCCCGCCCCUGGAGUGAUUAAGACGUAAGGCGCUGCAGGGGGUUGGCCCGUGGUUAAAGGAGCAUAGAAUCCUAAGAGGCUGACACACGCCGACACACACACAAACCCGCAGACACAGGCACAGCAGGGGUUUGGCACGGUAUCUUAUCCCAGCCAUUGAGGCUAAUAUCUGUGAACGGGGCAUGCUGGCAGUUUUAAAUCUUCAAGUGCCCUCAGGAACUUCCAAGCAUAUACACGUUUGCGAGAGAAAUGAAAAAAAAAAAGUAUCUAAGUGCUUUCUCUGGAGUGUCGUCAUCCGAGAGUCACGCAACAGUAAUGCUUUCAGGAGAGCAUCUGUGUCGAAAGCACGCACUGUGAUGCUGCCCUCUGCCUUCAGUUUCCCUGCUACGCUGCAGUUGCAGAAACACGACUCAGUGCUGCAAGCAGCCGUUAAAGUCGAAAGAAGAAGAAGAACAGUGAGCGCGGUGUUGGAUGUCUAGUUAUGGUCUGCCGACUCACAGUGGGGGCUGACUAUUGUUAUUAAUUUAUUUCUUUGUUUUUCUUUUAGUGUUCUGGAACACAACCGCAGGUUUGCUUGAGGCAAGAAAGUAGAAGUAAAAGUUGUUGAAACAGGGUCUAAUGUAAAAGUUAUACUAGAAAUAGUGGAAACAUGCAAAAAAAAAUUAUAUUCAAAUAUAUAUACUUUAUAUACAAAUAGUGCAGGAAUUAUACAAAUAUUUAAAUACCUGAGAAUAUCCAGGAAGUUUAAUCAACAAUAUCUUCUACCAAAUAUAUAAUAAUAAAUAAAAAUUCCUGUUGAACGGAGGACUAAAUCGACACCCACAGUUUUUUUUUAGUUUCAUUGUAAUGAUAACAAUGAGCUACUGUUUGUUGUUGCUCACUAAAAAUGCCACACAUUCAGUGCAGAAAACGGACUCUCCCGCAGCAACAAACCUGCUGAAGGCUGGAUUUUAUUUAUUUAAACCUCCCUUAAAAUUCUCAUGGCUUUUUUAAAGUGACGCUUUAGCCGAGGCUCGUGAUUCUCACACAGACAAAAAAAAAAACAUAAGCCAAAAAGUAUGUAUCAUCAGAUUGUCUGUUUUUCCUUCGUCCAUCUUGGCUGCUCAGCUGCCUUUCACUUUCUCUGGUGAAGAUGUCCUGCAGCCCUCUGUAUCAACCAUCUUGGUCAGCUAUCUGAUGGCGAACGCUGUGUCUGACAGGUUCAGCCGUCUAAUGAUAUCUACACUUGAGUGCCCACCUGUGCUUGGCCUUCAUGCAUGUGAUGCCAUAUUGAUUUUUAUUCUGGUUCUCUUGCUAUAGAGGGACUUUAUGACACGUGCCAUAUCAAACUUUAGCACGCGUCAUCACUUGCCAUGCAGGUGAGAGUUAGUUACCGCAGUUAGCAGCAGCAGCAGCUCGGCCGUAUUGUGGAGAAUUAUUGGUCAUUCCGUGUUAGCAGUGUGUGUUUACACACUCGGCCGGUGAGUUUUAUGUCACUGCAACAUUCAAACUGAAGAUGCUGACACAUCAUUUCCAUCUGUAAUGGAGAUAAAGACUGUGGCUUUCUGCUGUAACUGGCCUUUGUGUUGCUCAGUGGGCCUGUCAGGGUCUUUAAAAUUUCAACAUAUCCAGCUGCCAUCAGGCUUUAGUGAGUCAGAAACAUGAGUUUUUAAAAUGAUCGCACAAUGGACCAGCCUUUUUUUCCAGCUUCACUAUCUUGAUUUGAAAAAUAGAAAUAAAUCAUGUGGAAUAUUUGGGCACGCAUUUAAAGUUCCCCAGAGUUCAGUUAACCUUCUCUCCAUUUGUAAACCUAGAACUUACCUCAUUUGAAUUAUUCAGGUAUCAUUGGACGGUAUCACUCGGCUAUUUUCCCACUGCAGACAUUAGCAUCGAUGCUCAUCUGCAGCGCUCCUCGUAUCUCUGUCCAGGCAUAUGCACUACUCUUAUGUUGUUAUGUUUCACUGCAUUUUCCACUGCUGUUCACAAAUGUGACUAAGGUGCUAAAUUUAGCACGUACGCCCAUUCUGCUUGAGGCUGAAAAAAAAUAGGAGCGUAUUUCACAUUUAACCAGGGACGCAGAAGGCCAGUGUCAUUCUUCUGAAUUGUUAUUGCUGAUUUUGGUUUUUAAUUAAUUUUUGUACUAAUGAUGGCACAGCAAAUAAAGACAGCGCAGUUGAGUGAUAGCUGAUAUGCCAGUGGUCAUUACCAGUUAUGCAUUUAAGCCAGGGUUCUUCCCUUUUUCUCUCUGGCUCUAAUGAUGUUGUCAGGAAAGUCUGCGGCUGAUUGCACACCUCAACAUUCAGAGCUGCAAAUAUGGUGAGCGGGAGAAACUAUUAAAAGUCUCCAUGUGUUGUCAAAGGGUUUGUGUAGGCGCUCAGCAAAGGUUACGGCACACUUGUAAACGCACAUUCCUGCACCAUAUGUUUUUCUUCAGCUUUGCUUCUGAAAAAAAAAAAAAAGAAGUGCUAUCUGAAAGUCCCUGCAUGCCAAUCAGCAGAAGCAGAACAAUUUUCACUUCAAGCUCGUCCUGCUUAUUAAAAUGAUCACGACUCAACUGUUUUUUUCUGUUCUCCAUAUUAAAUAAUGCAGCUUUUUGAAAUGUUUUUGAUAUGAUUUUGAGGCUGAAUAUAAAAAUAAAGGCAAACUAAUCACAUAUGAAAACCUGGCAGUGGAAUGUCUGAUCAUGUGACCUGACACGUGUAAGGGUAUAUUGAUGAGUUCUAAGACAAAUUGGAGCGAGUCCCUAUUUAUAGAGAUAACAAAGUCAUUUCUUCACUUGUCCUCCAUUUAAGUUUUCACACUUCUGCAAGUGGUGUUUUCAUCAGAUACGAAUUCUGGUGUGUGUCGCUAACACCUCCCUGGUUCUUGACUUUGACUAGCGACCAAAAUCAGGUUCCUUCAAAUGAUACAGGAAAAGAUAAAAACAAGUUGAAGUUUGGUUUCAAAUAUGACGUUUUCAGAGUUUAAAAAGCACUGAUGAAACAGAACGUAAUGCAGCUCGACUCUCAACAACGACGCGGCGAUGAAACUUGUAAAAAGCUGUUUAGACCCUAAGGAGUGUAACAAGUUAUUAAAAUCAGACAUCUUUGGAUAUAACACCUUCUAGAUGUGUCUUAGGACUUCUGAUUUUACCCUUGUUUUUUUUAGUCUUUCUGGCAUUUAGAGAGAGUCAGAGAUCUCUUAUUCACACAUACUCUCCUCCUUCCUCCAGAUCUGCUGGUAAAACACUCGAUGCCUCUGCCUUUGUCUGCAUCUCUUCAGUAGCAGCUGUUAGUGAAGAGAUACCACCUACAGAUUUCAUUAAACACACACACACACACACACUGCAGUUUAAAAGCACAUUUGGAGCGAGCGGCAGCCUACGUUCACCGGAGUUUGUCACAAACACCGUCUCUGCUGUUUUAUCUGAUCACGUCACUUGCGCUGCACCUGGCUGUUUUGGUGUAAAACUCUAAUGUGGAUGUUUACCUUUCGUCAGUCAACCACACACUGAGAUCAGAUUGUCGAACACAACAAGUCAGUUUCAUGCCUGGAGCAAGGCAUGCUGGGAUGCUGAGACGCGCGGCAUUGGCUGGAUGACAGCCGAACGUACAGGGAUUUAAGGGGCUGCUAUAUCCUGUAAUUGCGGUAAAUCUAAUUUGGAUGUAUGGAUCGUGGCGCUUUUUUAAUGCAGAGCGAAUGUAAUAUGUCUCUUAUGAGAUUUUCCACAGUCUUGUUUUCACCGCUGUGGUUGCUGCCGUGUCUCAUCUUUUUUCUUCUUUUGCCUCAGACAUUCCUUACAUUCUCACAUGGUAAUAUGUCCAUAACCCUUAACUAAACAAGGAAUGUAAAAAAAAAUGUUACCCAUUUAUUCACCACAAAUAUCAAAUAUGUAACUCUGACAUAAAAAUGAUCCGAAAAAUGCACUCAUUUUGCUUUGUUUUUAAAAAAAUGAUUUUUCAGACUCAAUUUAACUCGGGCCUAACUGUUCUCUUUCCAUCCUCAAGGCAAAAGUAUGGAACAACUUUUACAGGCAGAAGUUGCACUUUCCAAUCACAACUAGGGAAUGAAGUUUUGGACAUGCCUGGAGUGAUUUCUGAACAUCCAAGCGAAGAGCGAACGGGGUCACCAACCUGCCUGCCCCUGUUGUUCCCUCUGAGACGAAGAGGAAGUGAUGUCACGCCACCACCACCGCUUUGAGAGGGACUAUCGUGGACCCUGGGAGCGGAGAGACAUCCGUCCUUCUGGCCUCCACAAUGGAGGAGCCAAUCAUAGCUGUGCCUCUGCUGUUGUCAAUGGCAACAACCGUCCGGGACUUCUCCCACUUCCAGUCAUUCCCUCCCUCCUCCCCACCCCGGUUACAGUUGCCGUGACAACAUCCAGCAGCGACAUAGCGGUCAAGCGAGGCAUCACGGCGGCAGGAUCAGUGGCUUCAGCAUCGGCAAAGGUCUCGGGUUUGUCACCUGGAGACAACCAGACCCCAGGACUGCUGCUGGCUCCAGGGGUGAGAUGGGGGCAGACGCCCAUCAACCAGCUCACACCGUGGGAUACAGAUGAGCCACCUGCCAAGCAGCAUCGAGACAGCGAACCCACUGGUCCUGGGACAUGGGCUGCACCAGUAGCAGUGGUGAGCCAGCCUAGCCUCCUGCCCCACACUUACGCCAUCCCUCAGCCGCCUUCUUUCAACCACAGUGUGACUGCACAGUCACCCAUCAUAGGUGUUACACCGUCCAUCCAGACAUCUGUGCACCCACAACACUCUCUCAUGACAGCUCACUUCCAGCUGACGACACAGUCUACACAGCAACCACCUACAAUGGUACUGAGCCUGCCUAGCCAGCCUCCGUACCACUCAGCUCAGCCCACCGUCGCACAGACUGUCCUUACUGCCCAGGCCAGUCACGUGGUUCAUCAAAGCCCCCAUAGCGUAAUGGGUAACGGUCAUCUAACCUCUCACCCUGGUCUCGUCCAGCCCCAUACCCUGCCUCUGACUAAUGGACAAGCAGCAGCAGCAGUGGCCGCAGGACAGAUUCAGUCCACAACUGCAGACAAUCAGGAUGGUCCUAAUGGGCUUCAGAUGCUGCGGACAGUCGGGAUGGGAAAGUACGAGUUCAGUGACCCGGGACACCCGAAAGAGAUGUUGAAGGAGUUGAACCAACAACGCAGAGCGAAAGAGUUUACAGACCUGAAAAUUAUUGUUGAAGGCAAAGAGUUUGAAGUCCACCAAAAUGUUCUAGCUUCCUGCAGCUUGUAUUUCAAGGACCUGGUGAAAAGGUCCUCAGGGGAGACGCGGAGCGGCGAGAUGCUGGAGCUGAACAUGAGCAACAUCAGCGCCGACGUGCUGGAGCUGCUGCUGGAGUUCGUCUACACGGGAUCGCUGGUCAUCGACUCGGCCAACGCCAAAACGCUGCUGGAGGCCGCCAACAAGUUCCAGUUCAACACCUUCUGUAAAGUCUGUGUGUCCUUUCUAGAGAAACAGUUGACGGCCGCUAAUUGUCUCGGAGUGCUAGCGAUGGCUGAAGCCAUGAGUUGCACGGAGCUGCACAACAUGGCAAAGGCAUUUGCAUUGCAGAACUUCCCUGAGGUGGCAGGACAAGAGGAGAUCCUGAGUGUUUCCAAGGAGGACUUGCUGUCCUACCUGUCCAACGACAGUCUAAACACGAAAGCUGAGGAGCUGGUCUACGAGACGGUCAUCAAAUGGAUCAAACAAGACCCCAGCUCCAGAGUCCAGCACAUGUCGGAGCUGCUGGCUGUGGUGCGUCUUCCCUUCAUCCACCCGUCCUACCUCCUGAACGUGGUGGACAACGACGAGCUGAUCAAAUCGUCCGAGGCGUGUCGUGAUCUGGUCAACGAAGCCAAGCGCUACCACAUGCUGCCGCACGCAAGACAAGAGAUGCAGACGCCGAGGACUCGGCCGAGACUCUCUGCAGGUGUAGCCGAGGUGAUAGUGUUGGUGGGAGGGCGUCAGGCCAUCGGGAUGAACCAGCGCUCCCUGACAGCAGUCACCUGUUUUAACCCUCAGAACAGUAAGUGGUAUCCGCUGGCCAGCCUGCCGUUCUAUGACCGGGAGUUCUUCAGCGUCAUCUCAGCAGGAGACAACAUCUACCUGUCAGGUGGCACAGAGUCGGGCGUGAUGCUGGCUGACGUCUGGUGUUACAUGUCCUUAUUGGACAACUGGAACCUGGUGUCCCGCAUGACGGUGCCUCGCUGCAAACACAACAGCCUGGUGUAUGACGGCAAACUCUAUGCCAUCGGAGGACUGGGCGUAUCAGGAAACCUGGACCACGUAGAAAGGUACGAUACCAUCACCAAUCAGUGGGAAACUGUGUCUCCUCUGCCCAAGCCGGUCCACUCUGCGGCGGCCACGGUGUGCGGUGGAAAGGUGUACGUGUUCGGAGGCGUGAACGAGGCCGGGCGCUCGGCCGGUGUCCUGCAGUCCUACGUACCGCAGAGCAACAGCUGGAGUUUUAUUGAAUCUCCCAUGAUAGAUAACAAAUACGCCCCCGCAGUGAGUCUUAACGGCUUCAUAUUCAUCCUGGGAGGAGCCUACGCUAGAGCUACGACUAUCUAUGAUCCCGACAAAGGAAACAUCAAGGCUGGUCCCAACAUGAAUCACUCUCGGCAGUUCUGCAGUGCUGUGAUUCUGGAUGGGAAGAUCUAUGCCACAGGAGGCACCGUAAGCAGCGAGGGUCCAGUCCUGGGAAAUAUGGAAACGUUUGACCCUUGUACCAACACUUGGACACUCCUGCAAUCGCUGCCGUGCCCACUCUUCAGACACGGUUGUGUCGUCAUCAAAAAGUACAUCCAGAGUGGCUGAGGGCGGCCGGGACCUGUUCACAAAGUCGACACCAAACACCAGCUGGACUGCGGUUGUAGGACGAGUUUCAACAGCAGCCUCAGGCCAGUUGUAGUCAGUCCAUCAGCCAGUGACCACUGGGCGCCAGCAUCCUUCCAUCCCAUCACCUGCCCCACUCCCUGAAAAGCCCUGUGCAGAAUGUACCCAUGUUUCACUACUCGGCCAUGUCAGGUAGCAAUGCCUAACCUCCAGUACUGUAUGUGUCAUGGUAGUAGUUCAUCUUCUCGUUCAACAGGCACAGGGAACCGAUUAAUCUGCAACCUCCUGGUUUGUGUGGUUUUUUUUUUUUAUCUAUCUAUCCUCUGUUUCCUGAUGUCCAUUUAUUAUGUUCCUUUAAAAGUGCAGUUAAAGCCAGUGCAGGUCCAGAUUGUCCUUUUUCAAAUUGUGUUUCAGCUCUAUCGUUAACUAGUGAGUACAAUUUCCUUUUGGUGUUCUAACUUUUGGAAACUCUGACCAAGAUAAAAUGGUAAUCUUCUGCACGGAACAUUUUCAUUAGCAAGCGAGAGACCGAGAGAGAGAAUUCUUUAUAUCCACUGAUGUCUGAUCAGAUGUUUAAAGUUGCGCAGUUCCUCCAGAUAAAAGCACAAUAAUCAACUGUGACUCUUAAAAUGUAUUUCUUAAUCCAUGUUUUUGGGCCCCAUCUGUCUAUUUGCAUUUUCUUCUUCUGCCUUUUUUCUGUUCUACCAUGUUUUAUGUUCAACCCACAAAGAUGCUGGGUUGGUAUUCUGUAAAUACAGGAAGGAAAUAUGUAUAUUUUAAAAACUUGAAGGCAAUUCUGUAUAAAUGUUUUUAGAGGAAAAAAAACAACUGAUAGGUUGGACUCAAAGGUUUGUCUGUAAAUCUGUACCCAAACAAAUUGUUAUUAUUAAAAACCUAACACAUAAAUGAGAA